Molecule: messenger RNA, 2388 nt
Organism: Penicillium brevicompactum
Lineage: Eukaryota; Fungi; Ascomycota; Eurotiomycetes; Eurotiales; Aspergillaceae
Product: putative phospholipase A2 (PlaA)
Exons: 1
Coding region: 1-2388 (795 amino acids)
Biological process (GO): glycerophospholipid catabolic process
Cellular component (GO): cytosol
Molecular function (GO): A2-type glycerophospholipase activity
Source: RefSeq, a predicted model, not a curated record
AUGGGUGCUGCCAGGGCUUCACGUCUAAAAUGGACAGUUCCUCCCGCUGCCCUAGCUGCAUACACUGCGGGGGAAUGGUCUCACCCAGGGCAAUCGAGGGUGCGCUUCACUGCUUCCAGAUCUCGGUCUAGCAACGAGGAGUCCAGGAAUUCCAAGUUGAGCUCCGAUCCCUCUGGGGAACAAGAUGCCAAGGAUUAUGGAUCAAUUUGGCACAACAUCACCCAGAGGCUUGAUGGAGUGAAGCAAACCGUAGGUUCGGGUGAUUGGGUAGACGUGAGUAGCCUCACAACCUACAUCAUUCCGGACUGGACCCGAUUUGUUCCAGCUACUGUUCAGAAGCUCCAGCGAGAGCUGUCCUUGGCACCAGGGUCCCUUGCAGAUGACAUCUGGAAGGAAGCACAUGACCCGGACAUCAAUCCUGAAAUUCUCCGCGAUGCCGAAGUACGCGUGAGUGGUAACCUCUGCCCGGAGGAGCAAGAGUUCAGACGACAGCGAUCACGAAAGGUUGUCAAAGCAUUGUCAACUUAUCUCAAUAUUCCCGAGGACGACAUUCACCCAGAUGAUGUCCCCAUCAUCGCAGUAUGUGGCUCAGGGGGCGGACUACGUGCUCUGGUCGCAGGUACCGGCUCAUAUCUCGCAGCCCAAGAGGCAGGUUUAUGGGACUGUGUUACCUACACAGCCGGUGUCAGUGGUAGUUGCUGGCUGCAGACCCUCUACCAUUCCUCUAUCGCGCAGCGAGAUUUCCAUAAGCUCGUUGACCACCUGAAGAGUCGACUUGGUGUCCACAUUGCGUUCCCACCGGCAGCCCUUGACUUGCUCACCACUGCCCCAACAAACAAAUUCCUUCUCAGUGGGUUUGUGGAGAAGCUGAAAGGCGACCCAGGAGCUGAUUUUGGCCUGGUGGACAUUUACGGAAUGUUACUUGCAGCGAGACUUCUGGUCCCCCGAGGAGAACUUGGAGUAUCGGAUAGGGACUUCAAACUGUCGAACCAGCAAAUAAACCUUUCCAGCGGGUCGCACCCUCUCCCCAUCUACACCGCAGUACGCCAUGAGAUCCCAAUCCUUCACGAAUCGAACGAAAAAGUCACGAAAAAACCCACCCCGGAUCAACUCAUUAAGAAAUCUCAGGAGGAAGCUUGGUUCCAAUGGUUUGAGUUCACCCCCUAUGAGUUCUUCUGUGAGGAGCUCAAUGCCGGCAUCCCGACCUGGGCACUCGGACGACACUUCGAUGCAGGCCGCUCGGAGGUCACAGCUGACAACCUCCCCAUUCCGGAGGUUAGGAUCCCCAAUCUGAUGGGAGUUUGGGGAAGUGCUUUCUGUGCUACUCUGUCACAUUACUACAAAGAGAUCCGGCCCUUGGUGAGAGGCCUGGCCGGGUUUGGUGGGAUUGAUUCGCUCAUCCAAGGCAAAAAUAAAGACCUGAUCAAGGUUCAUCCCAUUGAUCCCGCAGGAAUUCCCAACUAUGUCAAGGGCAUGAAAGAGAAACUCCCAGACUCCUGUCCAGAAUCAAUCUUCCACGAUGAUCAUUUACGUCUCAUGGAUGCGGGAAUGAGCAACAACCUCCCCAUCUACCCGCUCAUUCGCCCGGGUCGCGACGUCGACGUCAUAGUCGCAUUCGACGCCUCUGCCGACGUGAAGCAGGAGAAUUGGCUCUCCGUCGUUGAUGGAUACGCCCGUCAACGCGGUAUCAAGGGCUGGCCCGUUGGCGCUGGGUGGCCCAAGGCCGAAAGCAUCGAAAACGCCGAAAACGCCCUACGGGAGUCACAAAAUAUCACCGACAAGCAGUUAAGCGAAAAACUUGCCCACGCUCAACAAGAAGGCGCCAGGGAUAACAAGCAAGCCACUGGCCAAAAGCCACAAGGCGGCACCGACCUAGGCUACUGUAAUGUCUGGGUCGGUAGCACAGAAGAACGCACUUCAGACGAGGAGCCGCCACCAUCGAAGCGCCUCUUCGACCCUCGGAGCGAAGACCACUCUGAUGCCGACUUCCACCUCAUGCGUCCCGACGCCGGUAUCGCUGUGGUCUACUUCCCUCUCAUCCCCAACCCCUCUGCACCUGACGUUCCUCCCAAGCCUCAGAUGCGCCCUCGCGCAGCUGUCCAGUCCAUGAGACAGGAAGCUUCUCAAACCAAGGACCCGGAACAACCUCUUGCGCCACGACCCAACUCAAUCGACCCUGAUGUGGAUGAUUUCCUUUCAACCUGGAACUUUAUCUACACGCCUGAGCAAAUUGAUUCGGUCGUUGGCCUUGCCAAAGCGAAUUUCUCGCAGGGCGAAGAGCAAACUCGUCGCGUUAUUCGUGCGGUCUAUGAGCGCAAGAAGUCAGAUCGGUUGCAGAAGGAGGCGCAAGAGCAUCGCAAGAAGUUGGAAGGUUUUGUUCCACUAUGA